This is a messenger RNA of Diaporthe citri, 3861 nucleotides long. RefSeq lists its product as uncharacterized. Lineage: Eukaryota; Fungi; Ascomycota; Sordariomycetes; Diaporthales; Diaporthaceae. The record is from RefSeq and is a predicted model, not a curated record. Bases 1 to 3861 code for a protein of 1286 amino acids. The transcript has a single exon.
AUGGAGUCGGAGCCUGAUGAAGCUCAAGUGUCUGUCUUGAGCCAUGAUCCAGACCUCGACUCCCUCUUAGAGUACCCAUUUGGCGCAGCCGAUAUGGCCGACAUCCACAGCCUCUACAAUGAUAACGAUGCAUCAUCACAUGGCCAGCCUUGCCUGAGUAACGGUAAUCAGGGCCAACAGAUGGAGCCACAAACGGAGUCAACGACAGCAUGCUUUUGGAACCCCUUCUGGUCAUCACCGGCACUACUUUUUGCAUACUCAACUGUCCUUGCUUUGUUGUCCGCCGCAACAGUCGUGUUGUGGCGGCUGUCAGCCAGCAACCACGGCUUUCCCCUUCUCACGGCCAACAACUACUCAUGGACUUACGGACCUACAGCAGUACUGACUGUCAUCAUGAGUAUCUGGAAUCAGACAACGUAUUGUUGCAAGCUUCUUGAACCUUGGAGAGAACUCAAAACGGGUCCGCUGGGCCCCGAGAAGACCGUCCUCCUUGAUUAUAUCUCCCCUAUCCUACCAGCCAACCUUUGGAAGGCAACGCGAUUCAAACAUGCCACUGUUCUUGUCGCUAUCUACGCUGGUAUCAUCCUCAGGAUCGUGACAGUGGCAUCCACUGGCCUCCUGAGCCCGGUCAACAUGUCAAUGCCUUUCCAAAAUAUCACACUGGAAGCAUUGACAACUUUUAACACUGAUAAUUAUGACCUUCGUUUGGGAAGCUUCGAUACACUCAGAGAAUCAGCCAUUAACUACGAGGCAUAUGCCCUGAUUGCGGAUAAUUUGCCCUUUCCGGAUGGUAUCCAGCCAAGUCUGGCCUUUCAGCGGUUCAGACUGCCAGCCAACUCAACUGCCAACAGAACGCUAUCCUCGGUUCGGGCAACGGUGCAAGCUUUCAAGCCUUCAAUCCAAUGCGAAGAGGCGAGCCUGGUCCCCCUGAAUGCAACCACUAAGCCCUAUGACAACGGAGGCUGGCUUGAGAUUUUCGCCAACUUGUCCUGGGCUUCAUGUUCCUCGUCACAGUUACACCCAAAGGAAGCCCACCUUGGUUUUGCUUAUCUGCCGCUCACGCGACAGUCAUACGGCGGCAUUCCUUCUGGAGAUUACACAUGUCGCGAUGCGAUGGAAUCAUUCUGGUCCUUUGUCACAUUAUUCGACGUUCGAUACAAUCGAACAGCCAUCCCUUCCGCCAUUCUGCGGGCUGAAAAAUCAAACUCAUCGGAUACCUGGGGUAUCCAGAUCAUGAAAGCAACUUCAGUUGCUUGCAGCCUUAGCUACUCCAUGAUUCCCGCGCAGGUUACAUAUGAUCUCUCACGGGAUCCCGUGACACCAGUUAUCGACCUGCCGGAUGGCUCUGGCACAUACGUUCCAGGCCCAUUCAUCGAAGGUUUCCCAGCAAGUGACUUUGCCUACAGACUCCGCAGUGGUGCCGACAAUGCGGACUUCAUGGUCGGGAGCUACGUUACGAACGGAAUGGAUGAAUUUGCUCCUAACACAUUUGUACAAAUGAUGUCGAUCGUUGGAAAUACAACCCCAGCCGCUUUUCUGGGUAACCCUGGGUUGAUGUCCUCGGCGGCCUCCACGGUCUUUACCUACGCCGGCGUUCAAGUCGCGAAUGCCUUCCUUGUGGGGGAUACGACAGAAACUCUGCAGGGAGAAAUUAGCACAACCACUACAAGGAUUCGGGUCUCUCCCCUCGCCUCACUGGCAAUGGUCAGUGGUUUACUAGUUGUGGCCGUCGGCGCAAUGGUACUCGUUCUCAUCCGCGCCCAUAACGUUAUCACGCACAAGGUCGGGCCCAUCGGAGGCAUGGCCAAGACUCUGAGAGACAGCCUCAGUCUCAAUGUUCUGCUUAGAGGAUGCGGGCAGAAGAAAAUGGAGCACAUUGAAAAGGUUCUGAAUCCUUUCACAUUUCAAAGCACGACUGUUACGACACAAACUAGCUCUACUUCCAUUAUUGCACAACGCGAAGGCGCUGUCAAAGACGAUUCGUCUGACCAGUCUCUCGUGGAAACUAUUGCCUGGUGGAGACCGAUUCCCCUGCGUCCUUUGAUAUUCACACUGAUAUCACUUUCUCCACUUGCCAUCAUCGCCACGUUGGAAGUUCUGCAACACUUAUCCCGGCGAGCGAACGGCAUCACAAGCAUCUCGAAUCCAGACACACUGCUUGUUACCUUUGGUACCAGGUUUGUGCCAUCGAUGCUAUUCAUGACCAUCGCUACCCUGUACGAGUCAAUCGAGUUUAAUGUGGCGGUAUUGGUCCCAUUCGCACGAUUGAAGGCAGGCAAGGCCAAAGGCAAGCCUGUGAUUACUCACUCUCUCCUCGGACGCUUCUCUAUCGAAUCUCUGGGCUUUUCUCUGUGGAAUAAAUAUUGGGAAAUAGCUUUCGCGACACUGGCAGCCUUCCUUGGCAGCUUUCUAACUAUCGCCGCCUCUGGCCUCUACACAAUAGAGAGCAAGCCUGGCCCGUCCCCAGUUACUGUCUGUCGAGUGGACCGAUUUGACCCCACAUGGUCUGAUAGUGUAAACGAUGAUGGUGGUGCAGCAAUUUCUCUCACCAACUUUGAAGUCCUCAACCUAUCCUACCCGUCAUGGACAAAUUACGAGUUGGCAUUUCCGGAAUUACAACUGUCGACAAAAGACUUGGCCCAAAUCAAUGCCACGUCGGAACCGUCGAUUACUGUCCAGGUCCCGGCCGUGCGCGGCGAGCUGCAAUGCGGCAUAACAUCCAUGGAGGACACCAUCGUUGAUGUUCCAGGAGUUGGACCAGUCCACACUAUACUAGUUGUGAAUGGCUCAACUUCUGUUCCCGCUGCGUGUGAUGUAGAGGCCUCGACGAUUGGCUGGUCUAGCCGACAAUUACUACGCCUCUCACGUCGGCCUUGGCUGCUGGGUCAGAUGCUUGAUUUGCAUCCAGGUGACAAGAACCUCAGCUUCGGAGAGUUCUCACUGCCGCUGCAAGACAACAGUCCACCUGGAUGCCCUUCGCUUGCCUUCACCUUCGGGAAUUACUCAAUAAAAAGCACAGACAGGUUGGAAACAACUUCGAACGCAUCACCCGCCUGGUUCACAACAAUGUCAUGCAUUCAACUUAUGGCAGAGGUCCAAACGGACGUUACUUUGAGUAUUCCUAACUUCACAGUUAUAUCCGCGGUUGCGGAUGAGUCUACAACCAAAUAUCUUGCCAGCGGGCCUGGCGGGCAAACUGCGUUCCCAUGGCGCCCGCAGCUCCACUUUGAGCUCGAAGUCAUCAUCUGGGACGGCAAUAUGACAUACGGCGGAUUCAACAGCCCGUCCGUGGUACAGAUGUAUCAAAACCCGAACUAUGAAGUCGACGGCUUUUUCUCACUGCUGCUCCACCCCAGCAACAAGGUCUACCCAGAGGAGCUCUUGGGCCCCGAUAAUCACGGAAGGCUACUUGACGCCAUCCAGGGCUUGUACCGGCGCUACAUGGCCCAAGUAGCAAACACAAAAAUGCGAGUCCCAGUCGCUGCCAACACGGCUCCCGAGACGUACACGGCCACGUGGAUCAACACAAAUAGGGGAGUGCUUCGGCAGGACUGGAGGUCGAAGCUGGCCCUGCAAAUACUACUGGCCGUCAUGUUUGUCUGCGGAGUUGCCUCUUACCUACUCAUCGACACCGAGGAGGUCCUGCCGCAUGACCCGUGCAGCAUCGCUGGGCUGGCAGCUCUCCUGGCCGGCAGCUCAAUCUGCAAGGAGGAGGAGCCUUUAGUAAAUUCCAAAGGAAGCGAAGGAGGCAGGAUCCACGGGUCCUCGUGGGACUCACAGCUCUUCGGUUUGGGUUGGUGGAGGUUGCCGGAAGGAGGUGAGCGGUUUGGGAUUGACAUUGGGAGUGCUCAAUGGAAGUAA